GACACAACGAUCGGAUUACAAGAUGGCGGCCUGUGGACGUUAGCAAGGAGGCCGUUGGAGUUGUUGUGUUCUCCCUGAAUUUUACUGUUUGAUAUUAGGCCUCCUGUUGACUUUAUCCACGCCGUAAACGUAAUAUGUCUUUGAAGUAGCUACCGACAUACUUUACUGCUAUUGCGAACUUCCCUCAGACGUGCAUGUUUAAUAACAUGCAGGUGGAAACAAAGUUAACAGGUCGAGGAAAACACUAGACGGGGCGAGGUGAUAGCUAGUUAGCAGCCAGCUAGCCUGCUAGCUCCGACUCGGUUAACCAUGUCGGACACUCGGCGGCGAGUGAAAGUAUAUACGCUGAAUGAUGAACGGCAGUGGGACGACCGAGGCACUGGCCACGUUUCGUCUACAUUUGUUGAACGCCUACGGGGAAUAUCAUUAUUAGUUCGGGCCGAGUCGGACGGAUCACUAUUGUUGGAAUCGAAGAUAAGCCCGAAUACUGCAUAUCAAAAACAGCAGGACACACUCAUUGUCUGGUCAGAAGCAGAUAACUAUGACCUUGCCCUAAGUUUCCAGGAAAAGGCUGGCUGCGAUGAGAUCUGGGAGAAGAUUUGCCAGGUUCAAGGCAAGGACCCUGCUCUGGACAUCACCCAGGACCCCAUCGAUGAGUCUGAGGAGGAGCGGUUUGAGGAGAUUCCAGAGACGAGCCACCUGGUAGAGCUGCCUCCUUGCGAGCUAAGCCGACUAGAGGAAAUUGCUGACCUGGUUACCUCUGUCUUGUCCUCACCCAUCCGAAGGGAAAAACUCGCUCUGGCCCUAAUGAGUGAGGGCUACAUCAAGAAACUUCUGGGUCUCUUCAGAGUAUGUGAGGACCUGGACAACCGUGAAGGCCUACAUCACCUCUAUGAGAUUGUCCGGGGUGUCUUGUUCCUCAAUAAAGCUGCCCUCUUUGAGGUGAUGUUCUCUGACGACUGUAUCAUGGAUGUGGUGGGUUGCCUCGAAUAUGAUCCUGCACUGGUUCAGCCUAAGCGGCACAGAGAAUUCUUGACCAAGACAGCAAAGUUUAAAGAGGUGAUACCUAUCACAGACUCUGAGCUGCGGCAGAAAAUCCAUCAGACCUACCGGGUUCAGUACAUCCAGGACAUCAUCUUGCCCACGCCAUCACUCUUUGAAGAUAACUUCCUGUCCACGCUCAACUCCUUCAUCUUCUUCAAUAAGGUGGAGAUUGUCAGUAUGUUACAGGAGGAUGAAAAGUUCCUAACAGAAGUGUUUGCACAGCUCACAGAUGAGGCCACAGAAGACAGUAAAAGAAGAGAGCUUGUGAACUUUGUCAAGGAAUUUUGUGCUUUUUCACAAACGCUGCAGCCACAAAACAGGGACGCCUUCUUCAAAACCCUGGCAAAUCUAGGAAUUUUACCUGCUCUUGAAAUAGUCAUGGGAAUGGAUGACCUGCAGGUGAGGGCAGCAGCUACUGACAUCUUCUCUUACCUGGUGGAAUUCAGCCCCUCCAUGGUCAGGGAGUUUGUCAUGCAGGAACCUCAGACAGACGGCGAUGUUCUGCUGAUAAAUGUCGUGAUCAAGCAGAUGAUUUGUGACUCUGACCCAGAGUUGGGAGGUGCGGUUCAGCUGAUGGGUCUACUUAGGACUCUCAUUGACCCUGAGAACAUGCUGGCUUCAACCAAUAAAACAGAGAAGACAGAAUUUCUGAGUUUCUUCUACAAGUACUGCAUGCAUGUGCUCACGGCUCCUCUGCUGGCAAAUACUGCACAUGACAAGAAAGAGCUGCAAGAGGGAUCAACAAAGAUCAAUCCAGUCUGUCCAGACAACUUCCAGACAGCUCAACUGCUGGCACUGAUCCUGGAGCUUCUGACCUUUUGUGUGGAGCACCACACCUAUCACAUCAAGACUUACAUCAUGAACAAAGACCUGCUCCGGAGAGUGUUGGUGCUCAUGAACUCAAAACACACUUUCCUUGCUCUUUGUGCUCUGCGUUUUAUGCGCAGGAUCAUUGGUCUAAAAGACGAAUACUACAACCGUUACAUCAUCAAAGGGAACUUGUUUGAGCCUGUCAUUAAUGCCCUGCUGGACAAUGGCACCAGAUACAACCUCCUCAACUCAGCCAUCAUAGAGCUCUUUGAGUUCAUUAAAGUGGAGGACAUCAAAUCUCUCAUAGCUCACAUUGUGGAUAACUUCUACAAAGCACUUGAAUCCAUUGAGUAUGUCCAGACUUUCAAGGGCCUGAAAGGCAGGUAUGAGCAGGAGAAAGACAGGCAGAGUCAGAGACUCAACAGAUAUCGCAGAGAUGCGCGGUCGUUGGACGAGGACGAAGAUUUGUGGUUCAACGAUGAUGAUGACGAUGAUGACGGAGAGGCAGUGGAGAAGAGGAUGGAGGAUGACUUCUCUGAUAGCUACGGCAAGUACAUGGAAGCCAAAAAAGGAGCUGCCAACGGGGCUAAUGGUGCCAACAACGGGAAAGCUGCUGGGAUCCCACCUGCCUCUCCACCCACCACUCCCAACAACAGUUCAGCUUCCUCUGUCAAGACAGUUGCUCUUCCUGCCACACCAGUAGUGAAGACCGCUAUGGUUGGUUUGGUGGAUUACCCUGACGAUGAGGAUGAAGAAGAAGAUGAGGAGGAGGAAGAACAGUCUCCAAGGAAGCGGCCCCGUUUGAGUUCUUAAGGCUUGUUGUCCUCCCUUCAGUCGUGGUGGAUGGACACAGAGUCCCUCCCAUCAACCCUCCUCUGGUCGUCUCAUUGGUCCCUGGCCUGACUGUGCCACCUGUCAGUCUCUCUGAGGAGACGGGCAAAGACGAGCUCCACCCUCACUCAGUCACUUCUCAUAUCUGCUCCUCUUUCUUCCCUCCGUGGAAGGAGGUGAAAGGUUUCCCUUUUGGAAAGAAAGACAAAUCAAUCUGUUCCCUCAGCUUGUUGAUUUUUCUUCUUCCCGUUGCCUCCAAAUCUCCUUUCUUCCUGCCGAGGAGACCCUUGGCGAACUCACCCAUGCUCUUCUUUCUGAACUAGUUUCCACCAUCCCGUGUACCAAUCAGAGGAUGAAUCAGAGUCCUGAGUCAUUUCCCAAUUUUUUUCCUCUGUUGCUGCUCCUGCUCCAACAGUAGCCACUCUCCCUUUCAUCCUUUCUUGAACCUGAACCAAUGUGCUCCAGAGACUGGGAAAGCCAGAACACAACCAGCCAGUAUAUAUGAACUGCUCAGCAGGCCAGUCAGGCUAGCAGGACUAGCCACGAUAGUUAUAGAAAGCUUGACUGGCUGAAGCCACGUGUGCCGCCCCGCCACAGAACUUUUGUUUGGGGGGGGGUAGAGGGAUCUAGGAGACGUAGAAAAAUCAUUCAAAAAUUCUGAGAGACGAGGGAGCUGACGCGUCAGCCAGGAUGGAAACUCAGUACUCAGUAUCGAUGCUUAGAUCCAGAGGAGCAGGACUCAAACUUUCAAAAGCCAUGGCGUCAAUUUGGUCAAGGCACACACAAAACAACACACAGCGUAUUACGCACAGGACUGCGUCAACCAGAAAUCCUGUAUUUCACGAAAUGUUUAAGUACUGUACAGAUGUUCUUUUUUUUUUUUUUUUUCUUUUUAAUCAUUUGCCCCUGAUGUGAUUUUUGAAAGGGGAGAGAGAUGCCUACUUGCUUGUGUAUUUUUUUUUUUGUUUGUUUUUGUUACACAAAAAAGUGGGGGUCACUGUUCACCCUUUCAGUCAGUUCAUUUGAUUUAAUGUAAAAUGCAGAGAAGUCGCAAAUGCUGGUUUUAAAAAAAUAACGUAUUAAAACUGCAGUAAAGUCAUUUUUGCAGCCAACAUUUUGAGGGUGUCUGGAGUUUUGUAUUUUAGUCGGUUUUAAGACGUAGCGUCCCCGUCACGAUGCUCCGGACUCGUCCCAAGUCCAGCCUCACUUUUAACUGGGUGGCAGACCUGAGCUGUUGGUGUGCUCGGAGCACGUUCGCUUCGCGAGGUGCAGGUUUCGGCGCGCCCCCUCCCAGACAGAUCUCAGGUUCAGAGUUUAAUUUGCAUCAGAAACACCGACAUACCCACCUUGUCUGUAACACUGCUAGCCGUUGUAGCGUCUAAUUUAUUUCUGAGUGGCGGAGGAUUCUGGUGAGUCGAGGUGCUCGGAGGCUCUUGUCCCAGUUUGAAGGUCCAGGAUGGUCCGCUCCAGUUGAGAUCAGUUCAGUCUCGCGAUGUGUGGCUCAUUUCAAAGUUUCCUUUGGCCAAUUAAAACUCUGCAGAUCAAUUUUAAGUGGAAGGAAAACAUUUUUCUUUUUUCUUUUUUUUUCUUUUUUACUGUUUUUAAUUGAAUGAAUGUUUUUAUUAGUUAUGAUAAAGAUGAUUUAACCCUGCAGUGUUGUUCAAGAGGAGUAUUUCUGACACACCACAGGCUUGACAGUGUCAGAAGGACGUUUCAGGCUGGAAUAGAUCUUCUCUCCUGAUCUCAUAACAAGCACACUGAGGGGCAGAUGAAGGGAAAUCGAGACUUACUAAGAAAAUGCUAGAUGGCACCAUUAUCUUCAACUGUCUGAGUUGCACCAUGAGCAGCAGGGUGGGAGCACAAGGAAAAUGAUUGCCAAUGUGCUUUUCAGGAAUUCAACAGCACCUGAGCAGUGAAAUCGUCUUUCCUCCUGUCUGUUAGCGUCACCCAAUAAUAUGACUGUUUCUGCUCUCCCUUGAUGAAUUUGUACCAAGUGCAUUUACUACCACUAUCCAUUCUUAACAUUUGUAUGAAUUUAUUUGACAAGUUUUGAAAUUAAAUGUGACCCUGACAUUGAA
Molecule: messenger RNA, 4763 nt
Organism: Mugil cephalus (flathead mullet)
Lineage: Eukaryota; Metazoa; Chordata; Actinopteri; Mugiliformes; Mugilidae
Gene: ppp4r3b
Product: protein phosphatase 4, regulatory subunit 3B
Exons: 16
Coding region: 310-2667 (785 amino acids)
Biological process (GO): protein dephosphorylation; DNA damage response
Cellular component (GO): protein phosphatase 4 complex; nucleoplasm
Molecular function (GO): protein phosphatase activator activity
Source: RefSeq, a predicted model, not a curated record